GGCAGUCUGAGUUUGACAGUGUUGGAUAUGAGUGAGUAGGCAUUCUUAGGACAGUCUCAGCAACACAGUAGCAGAUGGAUUUGGGGGCAAAGAAGGCAAGCUCAUCCAACAGUUGAACUAAGGAACCAAAUCUACACUGGGAACGACCAGAGGAUAUGGAAAUGCCUGGGUUUACAUCAAAAUGUCAUCCUCAAAAUGCUGCUCAACCCUCACGACCUGAUGGGCCAAGUUAUAUGCAGCCAACUCCGGUGAUGGCUGCUCCCAGCAUGCACUUUGUGCCAAUGAAUCACCAGAAUCUCCAGCCUCUUCCCCAGAGCAUUGAGACACUUGCGCAUAUCCAUGGCCAGACUAACUUUGUCCCAGAGGUGCUGCUGCCUAAUGGCAUGAACAUGCGUCCUGUUGGAUUACUGAAUGGAGAGCUUUUGUACAAAGUUACGGCUCCUCCCAACAUUGCUGCUCCCCUUCCUGCCAACGUUCCCAAGAUAAAGAAGAAAUCUAAAAAAGUGGAAGACCAAGUCACAGAGCAAACCUAUGUCAAGAAGCCACUAAAUGCCUUCAUGUUGUUCUCGAAAGAACAUAGGCAAGCAGUCAAGGCCAAGUCUGCUUCAACAAAUAUUGCUGUUAUAAAUGAGACCUUAGGAAAAAUGUGGCAUUUGCUACCUGAAAAAGAAAAAGCCAAGUAUUACGAGCUAGCUGAGGAAGAGAGGAGACUUCACGCCCAGCAGCAUCCAGAUUGGUCUUGUCGCCAUAACUAUGGCAAAAAGCGGUACAAUAAAAGGAUCAGGGACUGAGAGUUCGCAAUGUUGCCCUCUGAAGUUGAGAAAACUGAAAAAGAAUGUAUUGAACAAGACAGUGCAUCCUCGCCACUGACUUCAAGAACCAUCCCAGUGUCCCUGUCACAGCUAAUCCCACAAAUGUAAAAACAUUUUCUUGCCAUCAUUUGUAACCAUAGCUACCAUUGGUUCACUCUGAAAAGCUGAAAAAGGUUUUGUGUUGUAAUGCAAUGAACAAAACGCAAGCAAUAGCUUCAUUGAGAAGUUGUAUUUAGCACUCUGUUAUGUAUUUAUCAAAUACUGAUGACACGACACUGAGCUUAUUUAGCAAGACGUAUCUCAUCAAUUUGUAAGUACUAUUCACUGGCCCGAAACCGGGAAUUUAACUAGGAAUUUUUGCUCUGUUACUGGAAACGAAGGUCAAUAAAACUGAUCGUAGUCUUACUGA
Messenger RNA from Hippocampus zosterae (dwarf seahorse), 1221 nucleotides. Its product is annotated as transcription factor 7-like. The coding region runs from base 156 to 791 and encodes 211 amino acids. Gene Ontology annotation, biological process: regulation of transcription by RNA polymerase II; canonical Wnt signaling pathway. Gene Ontology annotation, molecular function: RNA polymerase II cis-regulatory region sequence-specific DNA binding; DNA-binding transcription factor activity, RNA polymerase II-specific. The transcript has 8 exons. Lineage: Eukaryota; Metazoa; Chordata; Actinopteri; Syngnathiformes; Syngnathidae. The record is from RefSeq and is a predicted model, not a curated record. Gene Ontology annotation, cellular component: beta-catenin-TCF complex.